Molecule: messenger RNA, 656 nt
Organism: Fomitopsis serialis
Lineage: Eukaryota; Fungi; Basidiomycota; Agaricomycetes; Polyporales; Fomitopsidaceae
Exons: 3
Coding region: 1-345 (114 amino acids)
Source: RefSeq, a predicted model, not a curated record
AUGCCACGAUGUCCUCCCUCUCUUGCAACGACCCGCCGACCACAAGAUUCGCGCGACCACAAGAUCCCUACCGUUCAAGCCACUGAGAACACCCUCGUGGGCAUUCUCUUCCAGAAGGCGAAGGCGAAAGAGCCGUCGCCGAACUCGUUCUCCCCCGAUGCAGCGUUGCUGCAAGUAGCAGCGCGCCCGCCGCCCGCUCCGAAGGCCGAGCGGCGCAAGCCUACGGUCAAGCCGACCAAGGCUGCCAUCACAGUCACCAAUGGCGUGCGCGCGAUGUUCGCGAUCAAGAACUCGAACAUCGAGGACAUGUGUGGGUGCGGAGAGUCGUUCAGUGUCGGCUCGUGAGCUGCCCGCGCUGAGCCUGAGGUGUACGGAUGAUGCCUGCGCGCACCGUACGUUUUGCUGUACUGCUGUGUGCUUACGGUGCCUCCACGUCUCACGUCUCGGCACCCGGAGGUCAUGCCAACAUUCUCGCUCGACCCUCGACGUUCGUCGACGUCAUCUUCGGUGAACUCAUUUGCGCUGACUGUGUACUCAUCUCCCUAUAACUCACGCGCUCAAGCUUAGUUCAGUACGGUCCCAUUAUCGACGAAAACUUGAUACGUAGAACAAUCGAAUGUCUGUCUUGAGCACACAACACUGGCUGUCUAGUUCUU